UUUUCCACGUUUAUCACUCAACUCUUUGCGUGAAAUGAUACCCGAAACUUUCGACUUUCAAGCAAAUAAAAGAAAAUCUUUUCGAUCGCAUCACAAUAAUCGAAAGAGAGAGUGAUUAAAGAGAAACUGUCACUUGCUUAUACGCCCUAAUGAAAAAUAAACCGAGAAAUGAGCCGAAGGUAAAACAAAAUAUCUUCUUGUUGCAAUAGUGUAUUUACUAUUCCGAAUCGGCUGCUGAAUUAAUUUUAAUCAUAAAUGGAAACAACUAGUGACCGAAAGUUGUGCUCAUCAACAGAAGAUAUGAAACUCGCACAAAACUUUGAUCAGCAGAUACAGUUUCCUUUGGAACAACUACCAAUCAAACCGACACAUACCCAUGAUUGCGAUAUCUGUGGUAAAGGAUUCACCAAGGACAGUAAGCUGAAGGAGCACCGGAAUUCUCACACUGGUGAAAGACCGUUUGCGUGUGGUUUUUGUGGUAAAACGUUCUCCACCAGCAGUACCCUAUCGGUUCACAAAAGAACUCAUUGGGGUAAUAAGCCACAUACAUGCGACGUUUGUGCCGCAGUAUUCCAGGAGAGAACAGAGCUCGUAACGCAUAAACGUACUCAUGUCGGAGAGAAGCCUUUCAAAUGCGAAGUCUGUGACAGAAGAUUUUCUAAAAAAUCUUGUCUGGAUAAUCAUAAAAAUUGUCGUAACAUCGAGAAGCCGUUCAAAUGUGCAAUAUGUGAAAAAGAAUUCAUUUUCAACUUCGAUCUACUUCAACACGAACGUAUCCAUUCUGGUGAAAAACCACACAAAUGCGAUGUUUGUGGCAAAGAAUUUCGAUUGAAAUUUGUUCUGGUUGAUCACAAACGAAUUCAUACCGGUGAGAAACCAUUCGAGUGUACUAUUUGUUCUAGAAAAUUUCGUACUCGUCCCAUAUUGAUUAAUCACAAAAUAACUCAUAGCGGUGAUGGUAAAUCAACCUAUACUGAGAUCGGGUCUCAAAGAAAGACACGACACUAUCAAUGCAGCAUUUGUAAGAAAGGAUACAUGCGCAAUUCGGACCUUAUUCGUCAUCAACGCGUUCAUAACGGUAUAAAAUCGCACGUUUGCGAAGUGUGUGGCAAACAAUUUACCUACGCUGAUGGUCUUUUGCGGCAUUUGUAUGUCCACAACGAAAAAAUAUUCAAAUGCAAUAUUUGCCUUGAGCAGUUUGAUACCCAUGAGAAACUGAAAGUACAUCGGAUUGUUCAUGACAAGCAUGAGUGUGUUGAGUGUGGGAAAAAGUUCAAAUGUAACAGUCUUCUGAAUCAACAUAUCAGAGUACAUACUGGUGAAAGGCCGUACCCUUGUGAUGUUUGCAUCAAAGGUUUUAAGACACUUAGCGCUCUCUCCGAGCAUAAGCGCACACACGUCAAACACCCUGUUCGGCCAUUCCACUGUGAUGUGUGUGGCGCUGAAUUCACUCGAAAACCCACCUUAACUCGCCAUAAAAAGAAUCAUGAAUUACCUCCAAAUAGUAGCAUGCUAGCGAAAUCAGAACCUGACACCUCAAAUGCAAGCAUUGACGUGCAGCGGGAGGAUAGUAAAGCAGAGGAACUACAACUAAAAACGGAGAUAUUAGAAAUUAUGUUUGAAUAAACUAUUCAGCUGUUUUUCAAAGAAGGACGAAUCUAACAUUGACAGCGAAUGGGGAAAAACGUCGAGGAAUGUUUCGACUUUGGUUUCGAAUCCUAUUUAAAAAUUAUCGUAUAUUCUCAGAUAAAUUUUCGAUUACUCGAUGAACUGUUGGUUUAGCUUUCAAAUGCAGGCAAAUUUUACCACUUUC
This is a messenger RNA of Malaya genurostris, 1813 nucleotides long. RefSeq names its product zinc finger protein 501-like. The record is from RefSeq and is a predicted model, not a curated record. The transcript is spliced from 2 exons. Gene Ontology annotation, biological process: regulation of transcription by RNA polymerase II. Lineage: Eukaryota; Metazoa; Arthropoda; Insecta; Diptera; Culicidae. Bases 256 to 1626 code for a protein of 456 amino acids. Gene Ontology annotation, molecular function: RNA polymerase II cis-regulatory region sequence-specific DNA binding; DNA-binding transcription factor activity, RNA polymerase II-specific.